Molecule: messenger RNA, 1242 nt
Organism: Punctularia strigosozonata HHB-11173 SS5
Lineage: Eukaryota; Fungi; Basidiomycota; Agaricomycetes; Corticiales; Punctulariaceae
Product: chorismate synthase
Exons: 6
Coding region: 1-1242 (413 amino acids)
Biological process (GO): aromatic amino acid biosynthetic process; chorismate biosynthetic process
Cellular component (GO): cytosol
Molecular function (GO): chorismate synthase activity; FMN binding
Source: RefSeq, a predicted model, not a curated record
AUGUCGACGUUUGGCUCGCAUUUCCGUGUGACGACGUACGGGGAGAGCCACUGCGCCUCGGUGGGAGCUAUCAUUGAUGGUUGUCCGCCCGGCUUGCUGCUCGCACAGGAGGACAUUCAGGCCCAGCUGAACAGGCGCCGUCCCGGCCAGAGCGCGCUCACCACACCCCGCGACGAGAAGGACCUCGUCCACCUCCAAUCCGGCGUCGAGCACGGCGUCACCCUCGGCACGCCCAUCGCCCUCCUCGUCAAGAACGAGGACCAGCGCCCGCACGACUAUUCCGAGACCGACCUCUACCCCCGCCCGUCCCACGCCGACUACACCUACCUCCAGAAGUACGGCGUCAAGGCCUCCUCCGGCGGUGGCCGUUCCAGCGCGCGCGAGACCAUCGGCCGAGUCGCCGCCGGCGCGAUCGCCGAAAAGUACCUCAAAACGGUGUACGGCAUCGAGAUCGUCGCCUUCGUCUCCUCCGUCGGCAAGAUCCACCUGCCCUACGUCGCCGCGCCCCCGUCCAACGCCGUUCCCGCCGAUAACGAUGACGCCGACCACGACGACGACGCGCACGACGCGCUCUCGCCCGAGUUCGUGCAGCUCCUCAACACCGUCACCCGCGCCGACGUCGACCGGCACCCGACGCGCUGCCCGCACCCCGAGACCGCCGAGCGCAUGACCAAGCGCAUCCUCCGCGCCAAAGACGCCCAAGACUCCAUCGGCGGCACCGUCACCUGCGUCGUCCGCCGCGCGCCCGCCGGGCUCGGCGAGCCCGUCUUCGACAAGUUCGAAGCCCAGCUCGCGCGCGCGAUGCUCUCCAUCCCCGCCACCAAAGGGUUCGAGCUCGGCUCCGGCUUCCGCGGGACGGAGGUGCCCGGAUCGCGCCACAACGACGCGUUCGUCGUCAGGCCCGACGGCUCCCUCGGCACGGCCACCAACUGGUCCGGCGGCGUCCAGGGCGGGAUCACCAACGGCGAGCACAUCUACUUCCGGGUCGGAUUCAAGUCGCCCGCGACGAUCACGCAGGCGCAGGCGACGGCGCAGUACGACGGCACGCCCGGCACGCUGGCCGCGCGCGGGCGACACGACCCCUGCGUCGUCCCGCGCGCGGUGCCCAUCGUCGAGGCGAUGGCGAGCCUCGUCGUCAUGGACGCCCUCCUCGCGCAGAGCGCCCGCGCCGCCGCCGCCGCGCGCCUCCCGCCCGUCACCACGCUCCCGCCGACGAUGGUGCUCCCCAAGCGCUCGCAGUAG